Molecule: messenger RNA, 3469 nt
Organism: Lytechinus pictus (painted urchin)
Lineage: Eukaryota; Metazoa; Echinodermata; Echinoidea; Temnopleuroida; Toxopneustidae
Product: E3 ubiquitin-protein ligase MIB2-like
Exons: 15
Coding region: 3-2354 (783 amino acids)
Biological process (GO): protein ubiquitination
Cellular component (GO): cytoplasm
Molecular function (GO): protein binding
Source: RefSeq, a predicted model, not a curated record
AGAUGCUACCAAGAUCAUCCUCUCCUCAUAUUGCCCUGAGAGGGAGCUAUCCAGGGGCAAAGGUCAUUAGACAUCCUCAUUGGCGCAGGAACUACUCAUCAGAAAACCAUGUGGGAAUAAUUGUCAAAUCCAGGCAGACUGUUGAGGAUAAAAUCAACGUACGGGCUGCGGUUGAGCUAUCCACUUCAUCACUAGAGAAGGUGAAAUUUACCAGAAUUAUCUACACAUGCCCAGGGAGAGGAGGUCAAAUGUAUGAUGGACACCUACCGCUGCUUGGAGAUCCUGAGCUUGUUGAUGUAGGAGACAAAGUCUUUGUGAGUGCUACUCCUGCAGAAAUGGACAAACUCCAUGAGCGUAGAGGAUUGUGGAAGCUAGGAAUGACCAAUACUUUUCGCAAGAAGGGCUUUGUGAAGAGAAGAACCCAUACAGGAGAUUUCACUGUGACUUUCCGCGAUGGUCAAGAGACCUUCAUUAUGAGCCCUGCAGCUCUAAAAAAGAUUCCUCAUUUAUGUCUUGGUCAGUUUGUCUGCAUUAAUGAUGAUAUUGAGAUGGUCAAGAGACUACAAUUUGGACAUGGUGGAUGGACACGCUCUAUGAAAAAGCUAAUCGGCAAAGCCGCGAAGGUUGUCAUGAUAGAUGGAUUAGAUGUUCAUGUCAGAACAAAGGACUAUAGUAGGUUCAUCUUCAAUGCAGUCAACCUAACUCCGACCAUCUAUCAUGCUUUGGAUGCUGAAGGGAAAAGAUUGGCAGAAGAUUAUAUAAGAUUCACUCGGAUCACAAAACGAGAGGUGAACAACAUGGCAACAGCCGUAGAGGGAGGAGAUAUCGUAUCAGUGGGACGAUUCACGGAGAAGCAUCCUGAAUGUGUACUGCACUGUAAACCAGAACGUGGAAUUUCCCUCCUGUCCUAUGCCGCUGCCAUGGGAAGCAAAGGAAUGGUCAAGACUAUGGUAGAGAAUGGUGCCUUCAUUGAGAGUCAUGGGGAAGGGGGCUGCACUCCACUGGGCAAUGCAACAAUAAGGAACAGACCUUCCAAUGUCAAAUACCUCCUGGAACAAGGAGCUGAUGUGAACAGCACCAACAAUCAAGGCUUCACACCCCUGUCCAUUGCAUGCAUCAAAGGCUUUUCAGAGAGUGCCUUUCACCUCCUGCAGCAUGGUGCAGACAUCAACCACAGGGCAAAUAUUGGUGAGGACUGCCCGAUACCUGUGAUGCUGGCCAUUAACCUCGGGGCUCCCUCUAUGGUUGAUCUUAUCUUGAACCGUAAAGAUGCAGACUUUAAAGCAGUUUCGGACUCUGGUGUAUCCCUAAUGCAUUAUGCUGCAAGCAAUAAAGACACAUAUUCGUUGAAGCAACUGAUAGACAGGUUCCCACGGCUAGUUGAAGCAGCAACUGCUGAAGGACUUACCCCCUUAUUUCACGCUAUUGAGUAUGCCCGUGUUGAGACCACAGAACUGUUGAUUAAGCAGGGAAAGUGCAAUGUAAAUGCCCAGGAAAACACAAUGGGUUCCAGUCCACUCAUUGAGACCAUAGCGGGAAAACAAUUCAACUUGAUGGAGAUUCUGGUGAAGAACGGUGCUGAUAUCAACCUUAAGAACCACGCUGGGAACACUGCUUUUCAGGUUGCCUUGAAUAUCUACGUUGAUUCUCCAGAUGUUAAUGAAGAACCGUUUGUGAUUGAGAUGAAGAACAAAUGGGGUUUCCGAGGCAUAAAGACAAAUGGAGAUGCCCUCUUGGCUUUUCUUGUCUCUUACGGUGCUGACCUGAACGCACACAACUGUGAAAACAUGACCCAACGAGAGAUGGUUAUUGAUAUCAACCCCUCCAUUUUACCAGUGCUUACUCAAAUACAAGCCGAGACGAGGAGAGACAUUGCCCGACUUGGGAGCACGGUCAAUCGCCCAUUACGUACCGUUACCAAGGCAACCACUAGUCUGGAGACUGAAGUCAUCCCCCCAUCUUCUUUCGUGGACCCAUUCUUGGAAGAGGCUGGAUUGAAGAAACCGAUGGCUGGGGACUUCACCUACCCUGGUAGAGUGCCUUCAGGAAGGCGACGGAGAGGUCCAAGAAAACGAUUCAGAAAUGCUCAACAGAGUACAACUAGGGAUGACCCUGGGUACAAAUCGAAAGAGACGAUUUCCACGGAUGAUGAGUUGCAUCAACUACGAGAUGACCUCCUGGAGAAGGAUGAGGAGAUGGACUUCUUGUUAUCAAGAAUGAAAACUCUUCAGCACCUGGUCAAGAAGAGGAUUUCCUUCACCUGCGGACAUGAUGUGACCCGAAGCAUUGCAGAUCUGUCUCCAAACUGUCCUUUAUGCAGAGAACCUAUUACCUCAGUCAUUGAUCUAGAGUAAAAAAAUAUUAUCAUCAGCAAUGAACAUUAACCAUUUGUGCUCGAUCUGUUUUGUUGCAAUACAUGCUGUUUCCAAACUGGCCUUCAAGGAAUCUGUGGCUUACUUGUUACUUUAGAGCAACAAAUACUGCCAUCUACAAUGAGUUUAGCCAUUAUUGUCCAUUUUUCAGCGAAUCUUCUGCUUCAGUAAUUUAUAUAGAGCAACAAAUACUGUUAUCCGCUAUGAGUUGAGCCAUUACUGUCUAUUCUUGAAGGAAUCUAUUGCUUCAGUUGUUGAUAUCGAGCAAUAAAUCAAUCCAUCCACAGUGAGCUUGAGCCAUUGCUGUCCAUUCUUGAAGGAAUCUGUAGCUUCAUUUGAUGAUACAGUACAACAAACACUGUCAUCCUGCAAUGAGUUGAGCCAUUACUGUCCAUUCUUCAAGGAAUCCAUUGCUUCAGUUGUUGAUAUAGAGCAAUAAAUCCAUUCUUCUGCAAUGAGCUUGUGCCAUCACUUGUGCAAUAAAUGUUACUCUUGUUGCAGUAGAUGCUGUUUCCAAACUGUCCAUUCUCAAAGUAACCCAUUACAUCAGUCUUAUGUACACUGUCAUCAGCAAUGAAUUGAGCCAUUACCAUCCCUUCUCCAAGGAAUCUAUUGCUUAGUCAUCAAUGUAGAGCACAAAUGCUGUCAUCUGCAAAGAACUUGAACCAUCACUUUUGCCUAACAUUGUUAUGGUUAGGUCCCCCAAGUCUGCGCAGUCCCCCUUGUCUGCGCACACGCGUUUCUGCGCAGUUCUAGUAAGAGAAGAUACACAACGACUACAAACUUUACACUUGCAAUACAUAGAAAGAUAUUCAUUUAAAAAUCUGACUCAAAAUGGUGGGAAAAUAAUGAAUUUUUUGCAUUUCAUGUGGCGGCCUCAAAAUGCAGCAUUUCUCAUCAAAAUCCCUGAAUCAUGUGCAAAGUGAAUGAGUGCGCAGACAUGGGGUACCAUUUUUUUUUCAAUCUGAAAAUGACUGCCCGUGGUUUUUUCCAAGAAAUUCAUAUAUUUCUGUCACAAUUUUAUGAGAUUUUUGGCACACUUGCUCAUAAGGAUAUAAGGAAUAUUAUCAACUGAAAAUUUUUGUGAAAUAAAAAAG